CAACGACUCAACAACUCCUUAUCAGCGUGGUACUUUUCUCUGCGACUGCAGCCAAACGUACUGUUGCAGCAUAAAAUCCUUCCUUCCGCACGGACGCUCGCGCACGCCACGAGCCCCAUGCACUUUGCGAUGAGUACUGCCCAUACAACGCGCGAAGAAGACGAGUCCAACUCCAAGGACGACGAAGAAGCCAGCCGUUUGUUGCAAUCCAAGCCUCUGUCACCGCCGGAGGACGAGGACGAUGAGGUCGCAUACGAAGCGAGGGAGAAGAUCCUGGUGGUCGACCUGGAUGGGAUCGAGGUCGAGGAUCCUUCGACGAUCAGGGUCCCGCCGUUCUCGUGGAAAAAGCUGUGGCUUUUCACGGGGCCGGGGUUCCUGAUGAGCAUUGCGUUUCUGGAUCCGGGGAAUCUGGAGGGGGAUCUGCAGGCCGGGGCAAUUGCUGGAUACUCGCUGCUGUGGCUGCUCAUGUGGGCCACGGGUAUGGGUCUGCUCAUCCAGCUCCUGUCCGCCAGGGUCGGGGUCGCUACGGGCCGGCACCUCGCCGAGCUCUGCCGGGAUGAGUACCCUGAUUGGGCUAGGUUGGUGCUUUGGCUCAUGGCCGAGCUGGCCCUGAUUGGGGCCGAUAUUCAAGAGGUCAUUGGCAGUGCCAUCGCUAUCCAGAUUCUUAGCAAUGGGGUCUUGCCCCUUUGGGCCGGAGUUAUUAUUACGGCAUCGGAUUGUUUCAUAUUUUUGUUUCUUGAGAACUAUGGAGUGAGGAAGUUAGAAGCUGUUUUUGCAGUUCUUAUUGCGACCAUGGCUUUAUCUUUUGCCUGGAUGUUUGGCGACACAAAACCCAGUGGAAAACAACUUUUAAUAGGUAUUUUGAUUCCAAGACUAAGCUCAAAGACAAUUCGGCAGGCUGUGGGAGUCGUGGGUUGUGUCAUAAUGCCUCACAAUGUAUUCUUGCACUCUGCUUUGGUACAGUCAAGGAAUAUUGAUCCCAACAAGAAAGGACAGGUUCAAGAAGCGCUCAACUACUACUCAAUUGAAUCAUCAGUUGCGCUAUCAAUCUCCUUUAUGAUCAAUUUGUUUGUGACGACUAUUUUUGCCAAGGGGUUUUAUGGUACCAAACAAGCAAAUAGUAUUGGACUAGUAAAUGCAGGGCAGUAUCUUCAGGAUAAGUAUGGAGGAGGUCACUUCCCAAUACUUUAUAUCUGGGGUAUUGGGUUAUUGGCAGCUGGACAGAGUAGCACGAUAACUGGAACUUAUGCUGGACAGUUUAUCAUGGGAGGUUUUCUUAACCUCCGCCUUAAGAAAUGGCUGAGGGCUUUGAUCACACGGAGUUUUGCAAUUGUUCCAACCAUAGUUGUAGCUCUCAUAUUUAAUACGUCUGAGUCUUCAUUGGAUAUCUUGAAUGAAUGGCUUAAUGUGCUUCAGUCAGUACAGAUUCCUUUUGCGCUUAUCCCCCUUCUUACAUUGGUGGCCAAGGAGCAGGUCAUGGGUGUCUUCAAAAUUGGGCCUGUUCUUGAGAGGGUGGCAUGGACUGUGGCUGCACUGGUAAUCGUGAUCAAUGGGUAUCUGUUGCUAGAUUUUUUCGUAUCUGAAGUUAAUGGACUGCUGUUUGGUUUUGCGGUCUGCGCUGGCACAGCUGCAUAUAUAGCAUUUAUUAUCUAUCUAGUUUUACGAGGUGGUGGCUUACCUUGUGAUUUGAUUUCCGUACUGUCAAAGAGGUUGGCUUUCACUGCAAACUGAUGUCAACGUGCCUCAAGAAACUAUAGAAUUCCUGAAUCAUGCUACCAUUCAAUAUAGCUGUUUUUUCGCACAAGAGGGCCGUUUAGAUGCUCUUCAGGAGUGAAGCAUUUCGAAUGGUAGUAUACAGAUACAAACAAUUAAAAGCAUUGCCUUUAGCUGCAGUUUUUCGCAUAAUGGAGCUUUUUGGCGUAAACAUCAAAUCCAUUGAUGACUCCCAUAUAUUCUUCUCUCCAUUUCAGAGUGUGGACAGUGGCAUUGUUACAACCUGCAGGAUGAAUCAUCACCCCUAUUGUAUAAGUUUCAGUGUGAUAUUGAUUUCCACAGUAAAAUAGAAUAAACUGCUCACUUAUUCAUUGUUAUAACACCUAACUAUGUACCAUAGUCAAAAGUUGCAACAGCUGGUUCCCUUAUUGAAAUCAAUACAAUAGGAUGAAGGGAAUUCUGCUGAGAAA
Molecule: messenger RNA, 2183 nt
Organism: Carya illinoinensis
Lineage: Eukaryota; Viridiplantae; Streptophyta; Magnoliopsida; Fagales; Juglandaceae
Product: metal transporter Nramp2-like
Exons: 4
Coding region: 118-1731 (537 amino acids)
Biological process (GO): metal ion transport
Cellular component (GO): membrane
Molecular function (GO): cadmium ion transmembrane transporter activity; manganese ion transmembrane transporter activity
Source: RefSeq, a predicted model, not a curated record